Messenger RNA from Pieris napi, 3895 nucleotides. RefSeq names its product DNA-directed RNA polymerase III subunit RPC3 (gene Polr3C). The record is from RefSeq and is a predicted model, not a curated record. Lineage: Eukaryota; Metazoa; Arthropoda; Insecta; Lepidoptera; Pieridae. Gene Ontology annotation, biological process: DNA-templated transcription. Gene Ontology annotation, molecular function: single-stranded DNA binding. The transcript is spliced from 11 exons. Gene Ontology annotation, cellular component: RNA polymerase III complex. Bases 211 to 1710 code for a protein of 499 amino acids.
UUUUGUCUAAGCCCCAGAACCAGCGAAGUUCAAUCAUCAAUGUUUAUUGUUUAUUAAAUUUAUUUCGAAGUUUCAAGUUAGGGUUUAUAUAUGAUUUAGUUGUUGCAAGCGAAUUGUUUGUAUAGCGUUUAUUAAACAAUGUUAAUAAUAUAAUUUGUUUUUUUUGUAGGCUUUUACAUUGAUUCUUAAAAUCAUACAUACUUAACGAAAAUGUCUCAUCAACUAGGACGCCUUGUUGCACAAAUUUUGCAAAGAUAUUGUGGUGAAAUAGUGGAAAAAGUCGGGAAUGACCUAUUCAUGUAUGGAAGUAAACCAAUCGCGAUGAUAGUUAAGUCAACGGGUCUUCCGAGAACUCAGGUUAUUGAGAGCUUGAGAACACUUAUGAAAUUUGAUUUGGCAAUAUUUGAAGCUACAGGACCACAUGUGGAUUACAAACUUCUUCCGGACAAUGUAUUACUACUAAUUAGAUAUCCCAGAUAUCUCCUACAGAUGAAAAGUAAAUAUGGAACAGAAGCAGAACUUAUUAUAGAAGAAUUAUUACAACAAGCAACAUGUAGUGCUACCCUGCUGUUGGUCACCAUAGCCAAUAAAUAUAAGGAUGACAAGGAUAAAAAUCUUACAAUAGUAACACUUAAAGACACAUUUAUCAGCUUGGCAACUGCUGCAUACAUCCAGCAAGCGCCAGUGGCAGAAAUAAAGGAAGGAUCUGAAAUUCCUAAUUUGGUACAAGUAGCUACAAUAGUACCAGACUUAGAUACCAGGGCUCUUAUGCAGGCCAUGGCUAAUCCAGCUGACAUUAAAGAUAAUAUAUAUUGGAAAGUGAACUAUGACAGAUUUCAUCAGGACUUCCGAGAUGAUAUAAUGAUAAAAGCAAUGACAAGGCGUAUUGAUGAUACAGCGGGGGAAGUAAUGCGUCUAUUACUUCAACAAAUGUAUCUAUCGUCAGCUGCCUGGGCAGAGGAGUCCAAUGCAAUUCCUGUCACGGACUUGAGGGAGAGCUCGAGACUAACUGACAAAAUCCUCUUGCAUCACCAUCUUGAGCAUUAUCUCAAGGUUAUGGAAGAGAACGGGGCAGGAUUCAUCCGUCGCGCGGGGGACGCGGGGGGAGGACAAUACUGUGUUCAGGCAAAGGUGGCUGCCAAAGUACUUGUUGAAGAUGUCCUUGAUCAUGUUGUGACCGAGCGAUUGGGCUCCAAGGCCGCGAGAAUAUUUAGAUUGAUAAGAGCAAAAAAAUAUGUAGAGGAGGAAGACAUACAGAAGAACGCCAUGUUGCCAAAUAAGGAGUGCAAACAGUUGACAUACAAAUUAUUAGAAGAACAUUUCAUUAGUGUACAGCCAAUGAGGAAAUCUCAACAAGUGUCCGGAACACAGAAAGGGAUAUAUUUAUAUCAUGUCAAGUUAUUUGAGGCAGUUCACGUCUGUCGCGAGAUGUGUUACUCGUCGCUGCACAACCUGUCCCGUGCUCGAAGUCAGCUGGUCUCGGAGCACGGUCGAGCCUUGGACAAGCAAAGGCGCGUACGAACCAUUGUGCAUGGGAUGCGCAUGCGCAGCGAGACGGAGGAAAGCAUUAAUGAUGUGUUAGAAACAUUGACUCCUCCAGAAGUAAACCUGCUGGCUCAGGUGGAGAAGCAGCUGAAACAGCUCAGUACGGCUGAACUCGAGCUGGACAGAAAUCUAUUUAUUCUUAAUUGGUAUCUCCACUAUCCUUAGAAUCUAAAAUAUGAUUUUAUACUUUUAAGUUUACCUAAAUGGAGUACAAUGUUAUAAUAAAAGAUUAAAGCUGUUUGUGUCUUUUUUUGCGACACGCUUGCGGUGCCUACAUCUAAUCCAUGCUAGGCAAAUGAUGUACCAAAUUUUCUUUUUAUUAUAUAUUAAAAAUAUAUGUAUUAAAAUAAGAAAAUGAUUAUUUUAGGUCGUUUUUAUUCCUUUGUUCGCAAAAACAUGUUUUUACGAAAUAAAUAUAUUGUCCUGGCAGAUCUUGAAUCGACCUCUGGUUCAUUGAUACAGCUAAAAUAAAAGCACAAACACAUUCUUAGAAUUUUAUUUGACCCCAUCGAAACUGAAUGCUAAAACAAUAUACAACCUAUACCGAUGUUAUAAAACUAUUCGUUAUUUAUACGAAUCGUACCGAGCCAAGUCUUCAACAUUAUUAUAUUAACAAUUAUAAUUGAUAUAUUUUUGGAUGGCACUCUUGACUGACAACAUAUGACCCUUUUUUAUUAAUCAUUAAAUAAAUAAUUCUUCAAAGAAAUAAGUCAUAGGAAUCUUACGGAAAUGUAUCUUAUAACAACGUAACAUAUCAAGUAACUUUAAUAUAGAAAAUAAAGUGAAAAUUCAAGAGUGCCAUCCUAAAUGCAGAAAUCAUGCAUUUAUGAGGAAUCGGUAUUUUAAGCUUUGGUUAAUCGCUAAACUAUUUCGGUCAAAACUAGUUAGGCAUCCAUACAAACAAUUCGUAUUAUUUUAUUUCGUAUAGUUUACGUACUAAGCCUUUUAAGUCUGCCAUUAUAAAACGCCACAGACUUUUAAUAUACAAUUCCUUUCAUAAGUGCUUAGGAUUUCUAGAAAUAAAAAAAAAUGCUAUUUUUCUGAUGCUAAUUCCCAAGAUUUUCGACGAUUCUUUGACUGUUUUCAAAGCUUAAAAUACCGAGCUUUACACGAUGAAUAUUUUAUAAUAUAGAUUAUGUAAAUCUGUUAUAGUGACACCUAUUAUUGACCGUUGUAUGUCGCUAAUUUUAAAUGAAGUUUAACUUAAAUAGUUUUUUUAAGUUAAGAUACCAAUAUAAAAAAUUAAGAACAUUUCUUGGUCAAUUAAAAUUAAAUUUUGUUUUUUAAUUUAAUUUUGCCAAUCUUUAUUCGGCUCUUGCUAGAUUGAACAUGACAUGAAAGUUAUCAAUAAUUUAAUAUAUUAACAGAAGUUCUAUAUAAAACAAUGUAAUAGAAUUUAUUAUUUUUAACAAUUAAAAUAUUUGGUAAGCGGAACCGAAAUAUCUAUGGUUAAAAAAGACCACGCCUAACAUACAACGGCUUAUAGAAGCUAAAUUAUUUCUAAAGUUUAAAGAUAUUUACAUAACAGUCAGCCACCACGUUUAGAUAAAAAAAUUGAAUCGUCUAUUCCCGCAUAGUUUACAUACCUUAACUAGACUGUUGUCUAUCAUAGCGUUAGUUAUCGAAUUGAAAAAUAGUAAAACUAAACGUGGUUUUGACUUCUAAUCUAUGGAAAUAUUAAAAUAUGGUGAAGACAUCGAACUAUACUACGAUAUCACCUUAUACAACCUACUUACCUAUACACCUUAGCCCGAAAUUAAUUAAAACAGCCGCAGAACGUAUAUAUCUUUUAUAAUAAUUGGAGGGCUAAAAGCUGUCAACACUCGUUUUCUAGUGUUGCUGGGGCUAGAGAAUAUUUACAAAAUUUUAGAUUAUGCGUUGUAGUUUUCGUAUUAAUCCAUCCAUCCAUCCAUAAUAUUGAUAUUCGUAAUAAAAUCCUUCUGAUUUUAAGUAUAGAGUUAUAGAUUUUUCUAUAGAAAACAAUUUUUUAUAUAAAAAUCUAAAACUUACCCCUUUAUUAAUUAAAACGAAAUCAAUGCAAUUGUACUCUUUUCUGCCAAAUUGAUGAUUGAUUGAUUAUUCAUGAAUUAGGGUGUUAGAAUUUUGUAUUUUAAUCUUUAAAACCGGAUAUUAAGAACUUUAACAUAAAACUAGAGUAAAGCGCCAUCUAUUGUGAUAAGAAGCAAAAAUAAAAAAUGCAAAUCAAUUUGUAAUUUUAUUUUAAUUAUCAACUAGGUAUUUUUACACAACUUAACAAAAUACGUACAGCAACUAAACAGAGUAACCAAAAUUUAAAAAAAAAAAAAAACAUUCGUUGCGACCUCGGGAAUAUAUACCUGAAAUAAAUUAU